AUGGCACAGAAACCGAUCAGCACGGCUGCAGCCGAGCGCAUGAACCUCGUGGCCCAGGAUGCGAUCUGGAAAUAUCGCCUGAAGGCUGAAAAUGAAGCACGGCAAAACUGGGCCCAGAACUGGGGAUUUUUAUCAACCCCCCUCGAGGAGCUGAUCAAGUGUGAAGAAGAACCAGCCACCUCAAAGCCCAAAAUCGAGCUUCCUGAGCGGUUCCGCAUCCGGCCGGUGACCCCAGUGGAGAAAUACAUCAAGGUGCUUCCCUCCCCCCCAGUCCCGAAGACGACGCAGGGCUUCAUCGGCUGGCGGUCCGGGGUGCCGGGCCUGAACAAGUGUCUGGAGCAUGACUAUGAGAUCAGAAGCUGCAAAGGGGCAUAUGCCAAGGAGCUAAACUGGCCGAAACAAGGCAUAUACUGA
Dama dama (fallow deer) is the source of this 414-nucleotide messenger RNA. It is a transcript of the gene CIMIP1, whose product is annotated as ciliary microtubule inner protein 1. The record is from RefSeq and is a predicted model, not a curated record. The transcript has 4 exons. Lineage: Eukaryota; Metazoa; Chordata; Mammalia; Artiodactyla; Cervidae. The coding region runs from base 1 to 414 and encodes 137 amino acids.